Messenger RNA from Diuraphis noxia (Russian wheat aphid), 2570 nucleotides. RefSeq lists its product as uncharacterized. The record is from RefSeq and is a predicted model, not a curated record. NCBI's taxonomy places the organism in Eukaryota, Metazoa, Arthropoda, Insecta, Hemiptera, Aphididae.
GUAACGCUGAAAACCCAGAUGCUUAGAAAUUAGGUGCAACUCUGCACUACUAAAUAUAUAGUUUAUCACUAUCUGUACGAUACUGAGAUUAUAAUACGUAUAAUAUUAAUCGUUGGAGCGGAAAUACACUGCUGUAAACUGAACUCGCACCGCACAAAAACACAUCGCGCACGUGCCCUGCGUAAUAGCAUUAUAAUAAGACGUAUAAUAACGACACGGCGUGUUAAGUCCCGCAGGAGUGCAGCUGUUGCAGUUGCACCUUGACGGCCGUCCGAGUUGUGGCAGUAGUGUGAGGUUAGCCGAUGUGGUAUUCGGCUUGCUGGGCGGCGGUAUGGUCCCGCCUGCGGGCACGUCGUCCAUGUUGCGGUCCCGGCGCCGCGACGCGACCCUCAAGCCGAACCGGACGCUGGACCGGAGCGCAUCCCGUGGAAUGUUGUACGAGAACGAAGAGCUCCGGUUGCGCACAAUCAACAUCAACGCCGAAGUCGAAAAAGGCCAGAAUUAUAUAAAAAAGUUACGUCGGGAAAACGAACAACUUAAGAGGGAGAUAUGGAACUUAAGAGAAGAAUAUGAACGAUUGGAAAAUUACGUAAAAAGCCGUGAACAAUCAGAAAAUGAAGAGGUGAUGAUAAAUCAAGACGACGACAACAAUGACAAUAACGAUGAUAACGAAAUACUGAUCUCGGGAGAACCAACGGAAGUGGCGACUGAAACGACGGCGGUUGCUUCGUUGGAGACUGUGGUCGAAGAAGACGACGAUAAUGGCGAUCAGCUGCAAAUUAACCUGGGACCCAGCGAGUUCAUAGCCGGUGAUGUCAAAAACGUUGAGCCACUGAAUUCAAACUCACCGGGUGUCGACAACCUACACGAGAUUAAUAUUAUCAACAACGAUCGCCGUCAUGUCACCGUCAGCGGUGCGUUGGCGGCCGACCACGAACGGGAUACCGUCACCAACACCGCCUGCACGAUGACGGCGACUGCGGAUGGCCAGGAGGGACGUGCCACUGCAGUGACGACCGACACACCUGCGACCGGCGGCGGGGUCGGGUGCGACAGCGACGACCCCGACCGCCACGACGACGGUGAUCGCGCCCGACAACCGCAACCGCAGCAAGAGGACCCGGUGCUGCGCGGCGGACAACCCUUGUCGCAACUGGACGCGGCGGUGCUGCAGCCGCAUACCGCGUGUUUUGACACCGGAAGUAACCGUCAACUGCACGAUCUGACGGUGGACGAAGUGAUCGACGCCAUACAGGACGCCGAGCUCAGGGACAAGUUGCGAACGGUUUGCUUGACGGACGACAGAUGUUACAUGACGUUCGCCAACGCCGAGUGCUUAGAACGGGCGCUGCACACGGCGCUCAGUGUCCGUGACAUACCAGUGCUGUUGAUGGACACGGGAGCGGGCGCCGUAAUCCUGUCGCUGACGGGCGUACCGGACACCGUGGCCGACAAAGACGUACUGAAAUGUCUGAAGAAAUACGGCACGAUCAUCGGAGGAGUGGAGAGGAAGACUGCUCGGUGUGGGACGGCCGGCGGAGAGCGUUACGUGCGCGUCCGACUGACACUCGGUGCGCCCAGGUACUUGUGGUUCGGGUCGGACAAAGUCAUCGUCAGGCARCUGACCGAGCACGAGACGGGCACGAUGAACAGCAUCGCCCGACGAAAGUCGUUCAGAUCUCAGAUCAAGUUGAACUUGAAAAUGGCCGACUCAUCGGCGUCAUCCGGCGACCACGGCGAAAACGGCGGAGGCGCCGACAGUGGCGGUGGUGGCGACGAGGCCUGUUGCGGAAGUGCCGACGGGGGCGGCGCAGUCAUCGGGUCCAGCACUGCAACCGCGAUGACCGCGGUAUCCGUUCAAAAUGGAUUCAAAUUUCCGACGUCGGAUCCAAAAACUACAGCUGUUGCUGGUCCACCUGUUACAGCAGAACCCAAGACUGCGGCGGUGGUGGCUGGGUCCACGAACUCCAAGUCUGCGGGGUCGCCAAAGAAAUCGAAACCAUUGCUGGUAAAUGAUAGGGACGGUGCAGGUCCACCGACGGCUGCGUCAGGCCCGUCGGAAUCGCCGCUCAGGGGCAGGCGGAGGACGUCUCUGAUGGGUUUUCGACGAGAAACUAUAAUCAAGCACCGCGGUGGGUCCAUGUCCCGAGCAGACGGUGGCGAGGAUGCGGAGAGUGACACSAGCACAAUUUGCCGCCGAAAGCUGAGCAUCACCGGUCACGAGGGUACGGAAAAAGUACCAUGGUGUGGGUGCUGGGGCAACGGAUGUCUGUAGUCUAUAAUUAUAAUACAGUCUCGAUAACUCGAUAACACGAAGAUUUUUCUUGCCUCUUGAAGUGUUUUUAAGUUGUGUUUGAGGUAUGUACAUAACUCGAAUAAUACAUAGGAGGCAGCCGAGGCAGGAUGAAUUUAUUUUUAUUUCCCUUGUGAUUCGAGUUAUUGUGAUUACUGUGUUACAGCAUAAUGGUAAAAUUAUGUCACACUUGUCGAUAUUUCCUCCAAAAAUAGUAUAGGUACUAAGGUACCUACUUUUUUAUAUUAAGUUAAUUUUUUUUUUUGCAUUUUAUCAU